CAGGUGUUGAUUCUCGUAACGUACCAUGCAAUUCAAGACAUAUUGUCAAGCCUACCAACCAAACAACCGAGCCUUAGAGAGAGAGAUCUAGUGUCGCUUAAUUCUCAGUGAUAUGUUUUCGUUCGGGGCGCUUGGGUCGCUAUUGGUACACGCGGCCAGCCAGUGAUAACAAAACCGCUAUGGAAAAUCGCAUCUAUGGCUGAACUAACUUUCUUUCCCUAUGUUACUUUGGCUUAAUUAUGGCAUUAAGUCUCAACACAAAGAAGCUGAUUAUACGGAUUGUGUUAUUUCUCGUCUACCUUCUUGUUGGAGCUGCCAUUUUCCAAGCAAUCGAAAUUCAGUAUGAAAAGGACAAACGAGAAGAGCUUCAGUUCAAUAAGGUCAAAGAAAAUUUCACGGCUAGACACAAUAUUUCAGACCAUGAUAUGAAAGAGUUCCUUGGCAAGCUCAAGAAGGCAUUAGAGCUUGGCUUCGACUUGCAGACUGCGGAGUUUCAGCAACAGUGGCAUUUUAUGAACGCCUUCGUUUUCGCUGGAAAUGUAGUGACGACCAUUGGUGAGUGAGAUCAUGGGCUACAACUUUGUUGGGAUAAAUGAUCUUCGAUAAGCGCGCAUUUUCACGCUCCCCCUAAAGUUGGCUUAAAACGUGCUAAGCGUUAAUCUGCCUUAGCAACAUACCGAGUGAGAGAGACGUAGAUUAUUCACCACAUAUCACUUGCAAUUUAGCCAAAAUCGGCGGUUAGUUAAGUACUGGGUUGUUUGAUUGCAUUGUUUACAAGAAGAAACGAAUAUUCGUCGAUUGCGAACAGCUACAAUUUUUAGGGAGUUGUGUCGGCAUCAUAUGGUCGAUUUCAUAUUCGGUCGAUUUUGGCUAUAACGCUGGGCAAGCAGCUGUGUGUUAUGGUUGUUUAAUAUUUAAAUUUUUGGGCCUUAAACGCGGCAAACAAAAAGCCUCUUCCAAAAAGCUUGUACGAACAUGGCAAAGAAAAAAGUUUUAACUUGUUGUAGCUUUUAACUGUGGUCUCUUUUACACUAGUUAUUAGGGUUUUUAUUCACCUCACAAAAUGGAAUUGAAUAUGCCACAAUUGGUCGACUGCGCAUAAACAUCUCAAGAGAACUUAAGAACCAUCUUUUGUCUGCCGAUAUUUUAAUUUUUCACCCUCGUAUUCCAUUCUUUAAUAUGUGGCUACGACGCGAAAUACGAGCUCAUAAGCCAGACUUAUUUUAGUCUUCUCGGAUGUUCACAAUUUCCUCUCGGCGUAAUCGUGUGUAUGCAUGGUUAUAUCAUUACGCAUUACGCACUCGCGACUUGUAUUAAAAAAACCUACGCUGAGAGAUAAAAAACGAAGAAACAAAUUACUAGACUAUUCAAAGGUCAAUCAUGGACAAGGAGACGGGAAAAAAUCUUGCUUGCGGCGGACUUUAUGAAAUAUUCCAGCCAUUUGCCUAAAAGGGGUUUAUUGUGCAUAUAUUUAGCUACGUGUAAAGUUUAUAUUUUUGAUGUCCUUGUUUUUAUUUGACCCGCCUGGCGCAACCUUGCCACAAGACGCGAUGUGGUAGUUUGCCACAACAAAGCCCUCAAAUGUUUUAGACAAACAAGAUAGGCCAGGGUUAAGUAUUUCUAGGCUGCCAUGCUAAUUUAUAAUAAUCAGCAAAUAAGAAAUUUGGCCACGAUGUAAGAAACCGUGUCUUAGUUCUAGCUAGCAGUUGUACUGGUAACGUGAAGCGUGCUCAGACAACUAAGUUUUUAUCAUGGUUGUAUUUGCGAAAAAAUUGCGAUGACAAAACACGAGCUUAUAGUUUGAACAAAUUAAUAACAGCCUCGUCGGCUUUAAAAUGGACUUGUAUUUAACUUUACGUCGAUUCCAUACAAAUAUUUGAAGGAGCUUAACGCAGCUUUAUGACAUCUCGCGUGGUGAGUGAUCAUGGUAGAAAAGUCAACAGUCGCAUCUUCCAAUAAUAAAUUACUCGCGUUUUUGACAAAAAAGGUUAUAAAAAUCCUUACGACAAAUUAGUAACAAUAAGGUGCCCACGGAUGGCUUGAGUAGAAAAUAUGAUUUGUCGUGCAGUAAACGCUUGAUGUUCUAUUUCUUGGUAACGCUUGGUUUUGUAUGUGUUUCUCUCCGCAGGUUAUGGACAUAUUGUACCAGCUUCAUUCUGGGGCCGCUUCUUUUGUAUAUUUUAUGCAUUGUUCGGAAUUCCUUUGACUGGAUUAACCCUCCGUUCUGUUGGAAACAGCAUCUCCGAGGAAAUUAGAAUUGCUGUGAAAAACUUCGAGAGGAGAGUAUACAACAGGGAAGCAGAGAAACUUGAAAUCAAGACCGCAAUCAUUGCUUUUAUUUUACUCAUAGCUAUUGUCGUCUUUCCAGCAAUUGGUUUUCACCGUUUAGAAGAAUGGACCUACUUUGAAGCCAUCUAUUUUUGCUUUGUAACUCUUACAACAAUAGGGUUUGGCGAUUUUGUGACCGGAAAUGUGAAAAAAGAAUAUUCUGAUGAUGACGCAAUUCCUAUAGUUUUAGAGUUCCUCAACUUAAUAUACAUGGUGGUGGGACUAGCGGUAAUGUCAGGUGUUAUAGUUUCAAUUAGCGGCGUUAUCGAAGAAAAAACGAAGAAUAUAGCUAUGCCAGAUCCUUUGGAAUCUCUAAAAGCAAUACAAUAUGCAAAUCUUAACUCUAAAGCUAUGCGAAAACUGGGCUAUAAAAUGGGUCCAUCCCCGUCCAGCGAUGAUGCUCGGCAGCGACAACAACAUCAGCGACCUCCGAAAACGAACUCAUCCACGCCUUGUGCAAUAGACCCAAGCUCUAAUCUAGAUCGCAGCCAGUCUGCGGAUAAAAUGGAUUUUCAAGGGCCGACGCCUAUACUACACUUGAAUAAAAAUAGCACCCUUUGUGAUGGUACGAAUAGCGCAAACGAAUUGACAGAAGGUUCUAACAAGCCUAAAUUAAUGUUCAACAACAAAGUCGUACCCAUGGUGUCGGACAGCGCCUGUGAUUUACCCGACCAAGAAGAGCGGAGACAUUCUAGAAUGUCCUCGUUCGACAACAAGAGCGAUAGUCACGAUGAAAUAGAACGUGAACUUGCGCCGAGUAAUAGUAACACGCGAAGAAACACAUUAACAGAGAAGACAGGAAGCAGGAAUGAGCUGGUAGGUAGUGCACAAGUUUUACUUAGUUAAUAAUUUAAGAUUAAUAGGACUCGAUGGAUUCGCCGCUAAAUUUAUUAUCAAAAAAAGCCCGUUUGAAGGUUGUGUUAACACAUGUUAUUCUUAACCUAAGGCUACAGUAAGGUUACAAAGUUCUGGCUUGGAUUUUCCUAUCUGCUUUGAGUUAUUGCUAAGGGAAACACGCCUAUUGAAUUUAAAAAGGCCUCAGUUUUUUUUUAAAGUCGAUUAGGAUUAACUAAUGGAGUUCUAAAGACAAGCUUUAAUGACUUGCAUGUGUUUUUUGCUCCGAAUACGACGAAGAUGUGUUGUUAUUAAAAGGGAGAAGUUUGAACUUGUUUCUUUGCGCGUAAUGACAGUCUUAAAAUUAAAAAAAUAUGUAUAAUGUAUUCUUUUAAUUUUCGAAUGAACUGGAAGCUUUUUGAUAUUGCCCAUGCAUGUCAAAAAAUAAGCUUUACGAGAAUUUUAUACUCAACUAAGGUUGGGACAACACUCACAAUCUAAAAGAAAAUGUAGUAAUUUUUUUCUUUUUGUGAAAUCUCACAUCUAGUGUUGUGGUAAAAUAUUUUUUUAUGCCGAUAAGCGUGGUUCCAUCGAAAACAAAGACGCUACAGAAUUAAACAUAAGCAUGUCAGUUUUUCAAUAGGAGCACCUGCAAGCCAGUGUAUUUAAGUCAGAAAUGGUUAGAAAUUACAAUAAGCUGAUCUCGCAUCAAUAUUCAGUGCGUCGCUGAAGUUCUCUACUAAAUGAUUCUUGAUAACAAUAGUCCACCUUUUCCCAUAAUCUUGAAGUUUAUUUAUUGUUAAUUUUUUAAUGAUGUUUUUCGCUGUAUCUGCGAAACUGCCGUGGCAUUGGUUGGAGAAAAACGAAGAACUUGCGCUGGCCGAAGCGAAAACUUGUAUGCUAAAUACGUAGGUCAUCUUUUUUUAAGGAACUGAUAAUUCGCAUACUGGGCUUUUGAGUUGGACAGCCCGUAAAUCUUAAAAUAAUUACGCUGAACAUUAUAUGUAUUUCAUAGAAAAGUUAAAUGGCGGUCAUUUGUUUAAUACGCGUGCAUGUUAGAGGCCAAGGACUGGUCUGAUAUCGAGUUUCACAUUUGCGACUCAGUCACGUAUAUUUUUAGAGAUUUUCCCGAGUGGUUAUUUUAAUUUAUGACGUUUUCUUUUCUCAGCUGUUGUCUUGAUGGUCUUCACGCAUGCACACUAAUAACCUGCGAUCAGCAAUACAUCCAAUCUCGUUUCCAAGGGCCGCGAUCAUUUUGGUCAGCGACGAGGAUCUCUGACCAAAAAGGUCACAGCCUCUGGGAACGAGAUUGCAGUACAGAAAAUCCCUGAAUAACAAUGACUGAGGUUAUGUGCCCGCGAGACUGAGCAGCCCUCCCAAAACCCUUGUUUUCACUAAAACCGCUAAACUACAUUACAUCAGGGGUAAACCUGCGUUCUGCGCAUGACUGGCCUGGUGAGACCUAGUAUUAAAAUGGGGUUUGGCGUUUGCGAAAAAUUUGAAAAUUUUUGCUACCUUGUUCGCAUCUGAGACACGCGAAAUUUUUGUUGAUGUUUUUGACAAAACACACUCCGAGUGGGGUGAAAUAUUAUCUGCUCUAUCCAUAGGCAUUAACAGCGACGACAAGUACGUCUUUAAAAUUGAAUUAAAAGAAGUAAACCAUUGGUGCCCGUUUUUCCAAAGUGUCUCAAUCGGGCCCGAAAACCAAUACAAUAGAACCGAAUUAGUCAACGAAACAAGAUAUUUUGAUUAGAAGGCUUCAACCCGCACUACAAUCUGUUCAAAUGCAGCAGUUUCUUAGGGGUCAAUUUCUCGAAAGGCCUGGUACAUAAACCUGUGGAAUAUUUCUAACCAUAAUCAUUUUCUGCUCCAUGGGUUCUAGGUGGUUCAAGCACAAAUCACCCCUCUUCCAACACCUCGCGCUUCACCAGCGACCUCCCCUGUUCCAACAGAACACGAACAUUUAAAUCCAAGGGAAGAGCCUUCACUGGAGGUUGAAGAACAAAAACUACCUUUCAGUAGCAGCUUUGAACUAUCAAAUGAAAAACAUGCUCUGCAAAAUGAACUUCCACCCGUUGAAGUGAUCGACAAGGGCGCUGUGACUUUAAAUGGCUUUGCCGGUCAUUCUAAGGAGUCAUCGAGAGAGGAGAACUUAGAAAUGACCCAAACGACUCGUCAUACGAUAAACAGGUAGCAAAUAAAACGUGGAGAGCAAUAAUUCCAAGGUAAUGCUUGGAAAAGGUGAUCCGUGACCUGAAAGUGGAUAGGAUUAUCCCGGAAGAGAAAAAUCGUCAGCAUUAUCCCCAGUUACCUAAAAUGUGUGGUCAGCUCAAGAAACCAAGCAAAAGUACCUUCUAAACACGCAAAGAAGUCGGUGAACGAGGUGAAAACUUGAAGAUGUCUCUACAAGACUGCUAGGUGCUAGGAAAAGGAAACUGAUUAUGGAUAAAGCAGACCUUAAUGCAAGAACUGGUGGAGUCACCUAGCCCUCUCGCGCGUCAAUGGCACCUCAUCCCUUUUCUUGUCAGUGCCUGCCAGCUUGGUUAUGAACCGAAAAUAUAGCACCUUAGAACAAGCGCCAAGGGUAAAGAUGACGACACAAAAUUGCCCACUUCAGAUGCUCUAGGGAGAAUGAGUACAAACUUUGGGUGCAGUGAAUUCUGGGAUGGUUUGUGUGUACAAGCGUUAGUUAUGAUUGGUCGAUGGUAUUUAAGACGACCAUUAACCAGUCAUAAGUAAUACUUGUCCACCCAGAAGAUUCCAGAAAUCGUUGCGCUAAAAGACUGUACUCAUUCCCCUCAUAGUUUCUGCAAUAAUAACGCAUUUGGGAGCGAUGAGCAUUCUAUUGGAAAACCUUACCUACACUCCGUACUAGUCAACUUUGCAUCGCAUGGCCACAACAAAUGUAGCACCAAGUCAUGCUUCUUAAACGCGUUCCCUGUCAGAGGAGAGGAGACGUCGUUACGUCACCUUGCUAUGGUAGCAAAAUUUCUGGAUCUCAACAAACCGUAGAUUAGUCUCCUUCGCAGCCGUUUUUAGGCUCGUCACGCAACGUUCACCCGUUACGUGACGAGCCUAGCCUGCGAAGAACUAAACAAACCUUGGUCCUGCAAAAAUGGCGGAAACAAAACGAAUUAAUUGCCAUUUAUGACUUUCCUGGCCUGUGCAUGAUCGCAGCCAGGAAAUGAACCCGUAGCCCAUACUUUCCUUCAAGCGUUCGUUUGUGCAAAUGGCCACCUCUGUCGAAAGAUUGUUGAGAGCCAGAUUGAUUGGUUGAGAGGUACAAAUUUUGUUACUAUGGUGAGGUGAUGUCAUACGUUUCCUCUCUAUUCAGGGCCGGGUUCUUCGAAGCCGGGUUAGUGCAAAUUUUGAACUCAGAUAUGAGGGCUUAAAAAGCCAAUUCAGUUGAGCUCAGUUGAAUUCUCUUUGCCUACAAUUUGAUGAUUGGAUAUGCUAAAAAAAAUAGAGAAAAUUAUCCGGGAGAGUGCUUUUAAUAAAAAGAAAAAGAAACUCGGGUUAAAAUUUAACCCCGAGUUAGCGCUAACCGGCGUUCGAACAACUCGGCCCUGAAGGCAAAGUAUCGCGGUUUAGCCUUUUCAUCGCACAUGCGUGGACCGCCCCGAUAGAAACGCUCCCUAUUUUCCAGAUUUAUCCCCGAUCAUCCCAGACGAUCGGGAAUAUCUACGAUUUCGAGUUUUCAUUAGUCAGCAAAAUCUGGGACGGUCGGGAAAUAGUAAAAUUCCCGAUCGUCUGGGAUUUUCCUGACAUAUUAAAACCAGGCUUAAGUGCGGACAAGGUCAUCUUGGACAAGAGCAAGAGGGGCUUGACAAGAGUUAAUGCAACAGGAGAACAAAUUAUUGCGAAUAGAUGAACAAUUGAAUAAAAGAAAUUAAAAAGGAGGAAAUUAAAUUUGAAUAAAACUGUUCUUUACCAGAAACAUUUUCUACAAAUUUAGGAAUUUUUCAAAUAUUAUUGUGCCAGGGUGAGUAUCUCAAUCAUGUGGCAAUUUCAACAAUCUAAAUAACGGCAAAACUUUUCUACAGGUUUAUAGCCACAUUUUUAUAUUUCCGUCCUUUAAAAACUUGUUUUUUAAUUAGUUUAAAAUAUUUAAUAGAUCCUCAACUUUAAUAUCUACACUGGCAGUCGCCAAAUAUGGCAAUUUCUCAGUUUCAAACUUUAAAUACAAGGAUAAUAAGGAGAACCAUAUUUUUGAUUGACCGAAGUACCGUAAGUGAUGGGAUAGUCACUUGGAAUCCGUUGAAGUUUACAACAUUCAAUUCUAAAGAGUUACUUAUGAUGUAUUUUAAAAAAAGAUAAUGACCUUUGAAGGGAACUUCUGUGUAAAAUAAGUUAACGUUAACGGGUUGGAAAUGAUAUCGCAGUUCCAUUUCUUAUCAUUUGAAGCGGCCGAUUUGAAACCAGGGCCAGAAAUUCAAAGCUGGUUGAUAACCAAGAAGUUAGCCCACGAACGCAGAUGUAUUUCCGAGCGCUAUCGCUUGUCUUCGACCAAUCGAAAAGUAACUUAUCAUGAGGGGGAGAAGCGACAACCGGAAAUACGUCCGGCAUCUGGGCCAACAGGAAGCUUGUUUCACUAAUGUUUUUUGAUUUUGUUUUUGUUAAAAUUUGCGUACGUAAUAAUAACACUCAAACACCGGGAUCGGAAAUAACAGUAGUUUUGUAUCAAAAUUAUUUCAAAAUCAAUUAGGACGGGUUGUGUGGACAGGACAGGUUUUCCUAAUAGUAAGUUAUUUAUUGAAAGGUUAACCGCGGCAUCGUAAACGACAUGUAAAUAGUUUGUAAAAUAACUGACUCGCUAGAAGACUAAAAAAUACUGUCAAAUAUAAAAAAUUGAAAGAAAUGUGAU
Molecule: messenger RNA, 8026 nt
Organism: Porites evermanni
Lineage: Eukaryota; Metazoa; Cnidaria; Anthozoa; Scleractinia; Poritidae
Source: the annotation of a GenBank genome assembly